AUGGACUUGGCAGGCGUGCUGCUGGCGUUGCUCCUCGUGCUGGUGCUGGUUGUCUCCCUGCUCUCCAACCUCCUGGUGCUGCUAUGCUUCAUCUACAGUACGGAGAUCCGCAAGCAGGUCGCCGGGGUUUUCCUGGUGAACUUAUCCUUUUGCAACCUGCUCCUCACCGUCCUGAACAUGCCUUUUACCCUGCUGGGGAUCCUGAGGAACCAGCAACCCCUCGGGGGCUGCGUCUGCAAAGCGGUGGGUUUCCUGGAAACUUUCCUGGCUUCCAACACGAUGCUGAGCAUGGCAGCGCUCAGCAUCGACAAAUGGAUUGCCGUGGUGUUCCCCUUAAGCUACACCAGCAAGAUGCGGUAUAAGGACGCUGUGAUACUGAUGGGCUACUCGUGGCUCCACUCCCUCACGUUCCCCUUGGUAUCCUUGUUUUACUCGUGGGUAGAUUACAGCAGCGUUUAUGCCUCUUGCACCUUGCACCUGAAGGAAGAGACGGAGCGGAGAAGGUUUACAGUCUUCACCAUCGUCUUUCACUCCACCAGUUUCAUGCUGUCGCUGGUGAUCUUGUGUUUCACCUAUUUAAAGGUGUUGAAAGUUGCCCGGUUCCACUGCAAGCGGAUAGACAUUAUUACCAUGCAGACUCUGGUCUUGCUGGUGGAUAUCCACCCCAGUGUGAAGCAGCGCUGUCUUAACGAGCAGAAACGGAGGAGGCAGCGGGCUACCAAGAAAAUCAGUAUUUUUAUAGGGUCGUUUGUGAUCUGUUUUGGUCCUUACAUUAUCACCAGGUUGAUAGAGCUCCUUCCUUUUGUUACCAUAAAUUACUACUGGGGAAUUAUAAGCAAGUGCCUCACCUACAGUAAGGCUGCAUCAGAUCCAUUUGUUUACUCACUUUUACGUCAACAGUACAAAAAAGUUCUGAUCAACAUCGUCAAUAGGAUACUUAAGAGGGACCUGUAUCCGUCAUCGGGGUACAACAGCUCUCUGGACACCGAAAACGACUACUGCUUGCACAGAACAAACUAA
Molecule: messenger RNA, 1020 nt
Organism: Gymnogyps californianus (California condor)
Lineage: Eukaryota; Metazoa; Chordata; Aves; Accipitriformes; Cathartidae
Gene: GPR78
Product: G protein-coupled receptor 78
Exons: 3
Coding region: 1-1020 (339 amino acids)
Biological process (GO): adenylate cyclase-activating G protein-coupled receptor signaling pathway
Cellular component (GO): membrane
Molecular function (GO): G protein-coupled receptor activity
Source: RefSeq, a predicted model, not a curated record